Molecule: messenger RNA, 2815 nt
Organism: Mytilus californianus (California mussel)
Lineage: Eukaryota; Metazoa; Mollusca; Bivalvia; Mytilida; Mytilidae
Exons: 9
Coding region: 7-1275 (422 amino acids)
Source: RefSeq, a predicted model, not a curated record
UUAAAAAUGAGAAGGCUAUCAUUUGAUGUGCAUGUAUGGUUUAUAAAAACAAAAUAUGUUGUUCUAAAACUAGGUACCUUUAUGGUUGAUAUCUAUGUCCAAGAGGGAGAUUCAGUUAAGCUUACUUGUCCGAUGAAAAUUCCUAUAGCUAAUCUCACUUGGCGUGGACCACCAGAAUAUAACAUAUAUGCAUCUGGAACUACUGAAAGUGAUAUAAAGAACGUUCAAGUAAUUCACGUAAAGAGCACAAAUGAAAACAUUUUGAAGAUAUUAAAGUUUGAAGCAGACAAUGUAGGCUUAUAUCAAUGUAUAUCAUUGAAUGGAGGAGACGAUUUGUUCAACGUUACUAUGUUACGAAUACCAAAUGUGUCAAUAGUAGAUGAGUUCAACCCAAGAGAUGAAACUCUUAGCCUCUCUUGCAUUGCAUCAGGUGGUGUCCCAGACAACUAUACUUACGAAUGGGAACAAAGAACAGAUGCAUAUGAACACAUACGUUACCUUUCGUCGAAACCUUUACUAACAAUUAGAAAUAAUUCAAUUCAAAGUAAUGGUGUAUAUGUUUGCAGAGUGUUCAAUGCAUAUGGUUUAAGAACAAGACACAAGCCUGACUCGCAAUGUGCUGUAUAUAAUUUAACUAUAUCAGCUGUUCCACAUUUUGUAUUCAACAACACUCAAGAACUCUACAUCUACCAAAACCGAACGACUGAAAUAAGGGUGUAUUUUAUAGCACACCCCGCCGCCAAUAUCAUCUUACUAAUGGGCAACAAACCAGCUCUUGAAUUUAACAGUAGUGAUAUAAUUAUAUCAGUCCAUAAAACAACGGUUGUGGACUAUUAUCAUGACAAGGCUGUUAUUGUGAAUGGGUAUGAAAUAAAACUUCGGAUUUGUGUACGAGAUACAUUAGAUUUUAGCAACAUAACAGUUGUGUUGCAAAAUGACAGAGGAUCGAACAAUUAUACAAUACAACUAAAGAUGGAAAAGCACACAGUACAGUAUAAACAAAAUGUCGGAAGUAAGCCACUGCUGGCUUCACUGCUAACGCUAUCUAUAUUUGGUGUUUUUGCUGCAGCAUUAGGUCUGAAAUUUGCUUGUGGUAAAUAUAUGACUCAAAGUUGUAAAGACAACAGUACUGUACAAUCGGAUGGUAGUAUGACAGAAAAUGAUUAUGAUGCAAGUACUCCACAAAGACAUAAUGACGUACAGGCCACUUUUGUUAAUGAUGUGUACGGUGACGUCAACCAAAUAGAAGAUAACUUCCAUAAUAUGUCAAAUUGACAUUAAUUAGAAGAACGCUGCAGCAUUGACAACAUACAUCGAGAUAACAUUGUAUGAUGGAUGAUCAGAACGCGACAAACACAGUGAGCGGAAAACAUAUAAGAUCAUAACAAUUUGUAAAAUCGGGUAGUACGAAGAACCUAUUCAUUGUUUAACUUUCAGUCACAACACAUAUUAGUCAGUUGAUUCCGACUCAAAGAACGGUUUUCCAAAACCAAUCCUCUACUACAGACGGUGUGUCCAGAAUGGAGGAGAAUAGAGUAAGCUUUAAUUUAGUUAUCCAUCUAACGACGUAUUAUUCAGCGACGCGACACAGAUGAGUUAUAUAUUUGAAUAUACAAAAAAAAAAAAAAAAUAAUAAAUAAAAAAAAAAAAAAAAUAGUAUUUAUGGUAAAUGAUUAUUACAUUUUUCAUGUAUAUAAUUUGUUAAGUAAUUAUAGAUAACAUUUCAGAGAAGAAAAAAAAACACUCUGGUGGACGAUAUUAGACGAUUAGAGACUAAUAGAUUAAAGACUCAUUACGUCAACUUUAAUAAAGGACAACAUAUCAUGAUCUGGUUCAAAAUGCAACCGUACAUUGUAUUUGUCCAUGCAUAUUUCGAGAUACAUCUUCAUCUUGAAUAUUUGAGUGUCUUCAGUCGAAAGUUAAAGUGGUCCAUGUGUGUAAAAUAUAUAUUGUGAAAUACAAAGCAACACAGUGCAAAACGAGAAAAUACAUAGCACUCGAAAAAGCCAAUUAUUAAACCCUCGCCUUUAAAGACGACAUUAUAAAUGACUCUCACAAGACGUUGAUUUUUUUUUCGAAAUACGAAGGAUUUUCUAGCCCAGGAAUAAAUAACUGCAGCUGUAUUUGGCAAAACCUUUUGGAAUCUUGGGCCCGUAAUGCUUUUCAGCUUCUUGCUUUAUUUGGCCUUUUCAAAAAGAGAGGCGAGGGACACCUAAGGGACAUUCAAACUUCAACUUUUUUUUUAUUCGAGCGUCCCUGAUGAGUCUUCUUAUAACGAAACGCGAGUCUGGCAUACAAAAUUUAAAUCCUGGUAUUUUGUAUAAGUUAAAUUAUAUGUUUAUACAUUCUUCUUAUCAUAAUUACUGUCGCAAAUUACACAGUCGAUAAUGCAUUUGUUUCAGCUACAUGCUAAUGUGGUUACAGAUAUAACUCGUUGGUUUGUUUACAGGAGUUAAAGUACAUUGAAGUUGAAUUUAUUCAAACGUCAAAUCAACGAAGACAGGUAAUGUACAUGGAUGAUCGUACCCCAUAUGCUGAUGUAGACCUGACAAUCAAAGCUGAUCCUUUGCCAGAUACAGAUUCAGAAAGUGAUGAAGACAACAUCUCUUGACUCUGCUUAGUUCUAUUUUGAUUAAUUUAAUACCACUUUUAGUUAAGAAGCUUUUCAUCAACCGGAACAUGUAAGAAUAACUAUUUCUGACAAAUGAAAAGAAUCUUUUUCUAUCUUUUGCAAUUUGCAAUAGACAGUUGGCAAACAUGUCCACAGUGUGUAUCAAAAUUAAUGUAUACUUUUAAUAAAUCUAUAUGCUCCUAA